GGAACAUGGGUAGAACUGUCAAAGCGGCGGGAGAGUAGACAAAUACACACCACAGCUUUAUGUUUAAAAUUGUGUGAUUUUGGUGCGUUAUUUACUUGUUCAGAACUAUUGUGUAAUUUGAAUAUUUACACUAACUCAAUCUAUAUGUGGUUAUAGGCUUAAUGUCGUUUAUUGUGCUGGAGUAUUGCUUUUAAAACUAUCCCCGUGGAUCAGGUGUUGGAUUUGUUUUGGAUUAAGCUAGCCACUACUUUUUACCGCUCCAAAGACAAUGGCGAAGGUCCAAGUGUUAAAUGUGGCCGUCUUGGAUAACCCGAGUCCAUUUGGAAACCCAUUCCAGUUUGAAAUAACCUUUGAGUGUAUGGAGGAUCUUCCAGAAGAUCUGGAAUGGAAGAUAAUCUAUGUUGGUUCAGCAGAGAGUGAAGAGUAUGACCAGGUGCUUGAUUCAGUGCUGGUUGGCCCUGUCCCCGCUGGGAGGCAUAUGUUUGUUUUUCAGGCUGAUGCUCCAAUUACCGGAUUAAUCCCUGAGAGUGAUGCAGUCGGUGUCACUGUGGUCCUCAUCACCUGCACUUACCGUGGACAAGAGUUUAUCCGCAUCGGUUAUUAUGUAAACAAUGAAUAUACCGACCCUGAGCUUCGAGAAAAUCCACCAAUCAAACCAGACUACACACAGCUCCAGAGAAAUAUUUUGGCUUCAAACCCACGCGUUACAAGAUUUCACAUAAACUGGGAGGGCACUGCAGAGCGAAUGGAAGACUGUGAAAAUGUUGAUCCAUCAUCAAACUCCAUGCUUCCACCGUCCUGUCUCCCAGGAAAGGCACCACCCAUGGGAAUACUUCCUGAUAACUCCAUGGACUGCAUGUAAAAGUGGCAUCUGCGUUUAAGGUGACAAGUCAACCGCAAAUUCUACUAAAAUGCCUAUGGACAUUAAGUGUAAAGUUACAAACAUCCCUUUGCCUUACAACUGCCACUAGUUUGUUUCUGUGAAUCACUCGGACUUCAGAUUAUGAAUACCUCGCUGUGGUAGGUGCUGCACUAGAUGACAAGUCCUUUUGCUACAAUGGUUGAGUCAAGUAUUUUUUCUUGGGUAAGGGCAGACAAUGCAGCUAAAGAGGAACAUGACAGAAAAAUGUUAUGUUGAUUGCAUUUAUUUUAUUCUCCUUUUGUUGUGCAAAGGGGUUGCAAUAUAAAUAUCAGCUAUGAAGCAAUAGGACAGUAUUCAGCUGUUUUUGAUGUGUGUGUUUUUCCGUUCUGGAUUUAAAUAAUAAAUUGGAUUUCAAUUUUUCAA
Molecule: messenger RNA, 1285 nt
Organism: Periophthalmus magnuspinnatus
Lineage: Eukaryota; Metazoa; Chordata; Actinopteri; Gobiiformes; Gobiidae
Gene: asf1ba
Product: anti-silencing function 1Ba histone chaperone
Exons: 4
Coding region: 269-862 (197 amino acids)
Biological process (GO): DNA replication-dependent chromatin assembly
Cellular component (GO): nucleus
Molecular function (GO): histone binding
Source: RefSeq, a predicted model, not a curated record